Molecule: messenger RNA, 819 nt
Organism: Metschnikowia bicuspidata var. bicuspidata NRRL YB-4993
Lineage: Eukaryota; Fungi; Ascomycota; Pichiomycetes; Serinales; Metschnikowiaceae
Gene: MOB1
Product: Mob1p
Exons: 1
Coding region: 1-819 (272 amino acids)
Biological process (GO): cell division; signal transduction; positive regulation of protein phosphorylation
Cellular component (GO): cytoplasm; nucleus
Molecular function (GO): protein kinase activator activity
Source: RefSeq, a predicted model, not a curated record
AUGUCGUUCUUCCAGAAUUUCAACACGCACUCAUUACGCACCACAAGAGGGUUUAAAUUGAAACCGGGCUCGAAUAUAUCGAGCCCCCAGCAAACAAACACCACAAAUUUCCCCCCUUUGCCCAAAAAUCAAUAUUCGCCCCAGGACUCACCCUUCGAUGAUCGAGGUAAUGCAUUCCAACUGGCCAAUACAACAAUGAGCACGGUCCAGAAUGUGAGCUCACACAUGGACAUCAGAAGUUAUGCUGAACAGACUUUGGGUUCGGAUAACGCGUUGAUUUCUGCAGUUAAGCUUCCGAGGGACGAGGAUGUAAAUGAGUGGUUGGCUGUUCACGUCGUAGAUUUCUAUAAUCAAAUUAACAUGCUAUAUGGAACGAUCACUGAGUUCUGCUCACCUCAAACAUGUCCUCGGAUGAUCGCUACUGAAGAGUACGAAUAUUUAUGGCAGGAGACAGCCUCCUCUGCGAGUGGCGGGGUACCAUCAAAGAGACCCAUUUCUCUACCAGCAUGUGAGUAUGUUGAGAACCUCAUGAAUUGGAUACAAAAUUUUUUUGACAAUGAGAAUAUUUUUCCGACAAAAAUUGGUGCUCCUUUCCCACAACAAUUUCCAGUCUUGAUAAAGACGAUCUUCAAACGUCUAUUGAGAAUUUAUGCUCACAUAUAUUGCCAUCACUUUCACGAAAUUUCUGAAUUAGGAUUACAGAGUCAUCUCAACACAAGUUUGAAACAUUACGUUUUAUUCAGCAAUGAAUUCAACUUGAUCAGUAGGAAGGACUACGGCCCUCUAGAAGACCUUAUUCAGACUAUGUUGAAGACGUGA